CAGAAGGGGAAAGACACAGAUAAAGUGCAGUGAAGACAGAGGACUUGCCUGAGAAAAGAGGCAGAAGAUAGGCUACAAACUGAGGAGGGAGCAGAGUCCAAAGUUUGACAUCUAGAUACAAGGUGUGUGUGGACAGGAGGUGAGGGGACGAGUGUGUUUGCAGAAAGAGAUCGGGAUGAAGCGACACCAUGAUAAGUUAUCUAUCUCUUUGAUGAUCACUCUCCUCUGUUUGGGGGGCCUGCUGACCACUGCCUUCUGGAUCAUUUCGGACAACAGCCAUCUUGUACCAGGUAGACCACCUUCACCCAAGAAAAUCCCCCCUUGGCCCUCUGACCUUUGCAAAGGAUGCAGGGCGCUCAUUGAAAAGGUAAGAGAACGCUACUCAAAAACUUGGAAGAAGCAAGAAGAUAAUUACAGAAACCUCAGCUCUCAACUGAGAAGUCAGUGCCAGGGAUUUGACAGGGCCAUCAUUACCCAGGCCAACACUCCAGUGGGAUCAAAUAUUGUGUACGCUGCGGAAAAGAAGAAGAAGACCCUCAAGGUGACUCCAGAGAUUUUCAGCACCUUCAUAAAGGAGAAUCCAUUUCCAAAGAAAAAAUGGGACACGUGUGCUGUUGUUGGGAACUCAGGGAUUCUGACAAACAGCAGCUGUGGAGAGAUGAUCGAUUCGGCUCAGUUUGUUAUCAGAUGCAACCUACCUUCUUUGGGAAAAGGCUAUGAGAAACAUGUGGGCACCAAGACUGACCUUGUGACAGCCAACCCAAGCAUUAUGCUGAAGGAGUUUGGAGAUCUAAUGGGGCCACGCCGUCCAUUUGUGGAGAGUCUACAUAGCUACGGCAAAUCCAUGAUGGUUCUUUCCCCGUUCACCUAUGCACACACCACUCCGGUGUGCCUGAGGGCAGUAUACAGCAUUAGGGACUUUGAAAGUCCCAUUCAGCCCAUGUUCUUCAACCCUGAUUACUUCCAGAGUCUGGCCCUCUUCUGGCGCUCCAGAGGCCUAACCAGAGGCCUACUCAGCACCGGCUUAGUGAUGGUUAACAUAGCGCUGGAACACUGUGCCAACGUGCAUCUGUACGGUUUCUGGCCCUUCAGUAAUCAUCCAUUUGAACUCAAUGCCGUGAAAAACCACUAUUACGAUGAUAAAAAAGGUAAAUGGACUGUCCACUCCAUGCCUGCUGAGUUUGACCUGUUGUUGCAGCUGCACAGUCAAGGUGUGCUCAGGCUUCACCUGGGGAACUGUCGACCGGGUAGAAAUGAGUUCUCAGGUCCAGAGACAGAUGAGACUGGGCAUCUGAAGAAUCGGGACAUUUCCUGGAGGGCUAUACCAGAAGGUGCAUAGGAUAUAUUGUCACUUACACCAAUUAAUACAUUUGAUAAAUAAUUAGGAUCUCAACUUUGAUAAAUAGUCAUUAGUAUUGUCAUUUUGGCCAUAAUAAUAGUCAUAAUCAUCUUUUACUUUUUCCAGCAAAAUUGCAAGGAAAUGGUUAUUCAAAAUAUAACUUUCAGUCAUGGAAAGGUUUCGAUAUUUGAAAAGAUGUGUGUUUACUGACACAUUGUGAGAUGUAAAGGAAUUUCAGUUAGAUACAAAUACAUAAAUAUGUAAUAUUCACUCUGAAAUGUUGUGAUGGAAUAGUAUAAAGUUGCAUGAAAUGGAAAUACUCAAGUUCAUCAAAAUUGUACUUAAAGGUGGGGUAGGUAAUUCAUUUCAGAAACACUUUUUGUUAUAUUCCAUGGAAUGCUCUUAACAUCCCGAUAGCAAUGAA
This is a messenger RNA of Trematomus bernacchii (emerald rockcod), 1763 nucleotides long. Its product is annotated as alpha-2,8-sialyltransferase 8F-like. NCBI's taxonomy places the organism in Eukaryota, Metazoa, Chordata, Actinopteri, Perciformes, Nototheniidae. The record is from RefSeq and is a predicted model, not a curated record. Gene Ontology annotation, biological process: N-glycan processing; oligosaccharide metabolic process. Gene Ontology annotation, molecular function: alpha-N-acetylneuraminate alpha-2,8-sialyltransferase activity. The transcript is spliced from 7 exons. Bases 176 to 1339 code for a protein of 387 amino acids.